UGGAGAUGGAAACAAUUGAUAUAGAAACCUUACUAGCAAUGGAGUUUGAUCGUGUUAAUGGCAACGACUACUUGAGUUACCCGGAUGGUACUAGUAUGUUUGAAGUUGAUUCUCUUUUGAACUUCAAUCAUAUUCAUGCUCAUGACCAAGAUACUGCGACCGGCCAUUUGGAUCUGGAGAAAGUUGAUGUUGAUAUUGAAUUCUGUUUAGAGAUGAAUCCUGGUGUAAGUGAGUGCAUGGAUACAGUUGUGGAGGAGACUUGUCAUGUGAAGGAAAAUAUUCAAGAAGAGUUCAUGGAAGAAAGCGGCUUAACAGAUGUUUUAUUGACGGCAGCUGAAGCUAUUGAAGCCGAAGACUGGCUGUUGGCCUUCAUAGUGGUCGAGAGUCUCAAUAGUCGCCUUAUUGAUCGAGAAAAUGGAGAGAACUCUUUCAUGAAACUAGUAUUUUUCUUCACUCAAGGUCUGCAUUACAAGAGCUUUAAGGCCCCUGAAUUAUCACCCAUAACGCCAAUCCAGAAACCAACAGAUACAAUGUCCGUCUUUCAGAUGCUCCAAGAGCUCACACCUUACUUAAAGUUUGCACAUUUUGCAGCAAACCAAGCAAUCCUCGAGACAACUAAAGGAGACCCGGAAGUUCAUGUGAUUGACUUCGACGUUUUGGAAGGGAUUCAAUGGCCACCACUAAUGAUUGAUUUGGUAUCAAGGAAGGGAGUUUCUUUAAGAAUAACUGCUGUUGUUGGUGACCCAACAAGCAUGGGCUACAUUCGGCAAACUGGCAGAAGGUUAAAAGAGUUUGCCGGUUCAAUCUAUUUGCCAUUCAGGAACUUUGCAUCAGUUAACUGUUUCUUAAACGGCGUUCGCAAACUUUCUCCGAAGAUGAUUAUCCUAACAGAAGAAGAAAUACUGAACUUGGCUAAAAUCCCAUCAAUGUCCUUUGUAGAUUUCUUUUGUAAGGCUUUUCAUCAUUACACUGCACUAUAUGAAUCACUAGUUACUAGCUGUAGGGGUUACAAAGUGGGAUUGAAGCUGAUUGAGAAGGUCAUAGAACUUCGGAUUCUCGAUAGUUUGAAGCAAUUUCCUUUUGGGAGCAGUGACAAGAAGAGCUGGGAAGGUGGAUUUUCAGCACUGAAGGGUUAUAAGGCUAUACCAAUGAGUUAUCAUAAUGUUUCUCAGGCAAAAUACUUGGUGGGAAUCUUUAGUGGAGGUUAUUGGGUGCAACAUGAAAAAUGUAAGUUGGGCUUGUGUUGGAAAUCAAGACCCUUGAUAUCAACUAUUAUUUGGGUGCCGCUGUAACAGAUUUAUGUUAUUCUCUCCUUUCAUGUGUUAUUUUGAGUUAAUGAUCCCUG
Messenger RNA from Papaver somniferum (opium poppy), 1345 nucleotides. Its product is annotated as nodulation-signaling pathway 2 protein-like. The record is from RefSeq and is a predicted model, not a curated record. Gene Ontology annotation, molecular function: sequence-specific DNA binding; DNA-binding transcription factor activity. The transcript is spliced from 2 exons. The coding region runs from base 6 to 1292 and encodes 428 amino acids. NCBI's taxonomy places the organism in Eukaryota, Viridiplantae, Streptophyta, Magnoliopsida, Ranunculales, Papaveraceae. Gene Ontology annotation, biological process: regulation of DNA-templated transcription. Gene Ontology annotation, cellular component: nucleus.